AUGGGGCUUUUCAACAGACUCAAGAAUACUACCUUCAAGCAGCAGCGAAUGAAAGCAUGGCAACCCGUCCUCACACCUAAAACCGUGCUCUCCACGUUGUUCAACGUCGCUCUGUCGUUAGCACCCAUAGGAGGCCUUCUUAUCUGGGGGAGUGGUCAGGUCACAGAAAUGACAUUCGACUACACACAAUGUGACUCGGCUGGUGGAAAUGCUUCGUCUCUCCAGGACGCCAUCACGAAUCACGCCAUAGACAAUCCCACUCCGGUUGGCACGGCGCCAGUAUACGCUUUCUUCACGAAUGACAGCGCGGCCAUUGGCGAACAGCACCAGUGUAUCAUUCAAUUCGAGAUCCCAUACGACAUCAAGCCAACGGUCCUCCUGUACUACAAACUCACUGGGUUUCACCAGAAUCACAGGCGAUACAUGCUGAGUUCUGACCCGGAUCAACUAAGAGGCAAGUGGAGGAGUACGUCGGAUCUGCAAAAGGGCAAAUGUGACCCUGUUGCGCGAGUCACAUAUUCCGAUGAAACAGCGCCGAAGGGUAUCUAUCCUUGUGGAUUGAUUGCUAACUCCAUGUUUAAUGACUCGUUCAGUAAUCUCACUGAGGUCGAGCAAAGCAGUUCGUCGAGCGAGAGCAACACGUACAUCCUUUCGGAGAGCGGUAUCGUAUGGCCGGGCGAGGAAAAACGAUAUGUCGAGACGCCUGGCAAUAACAUCUCCGAGCUCGUACCACCUCCCAACUGGGCACUCAAGUAUCCCAAUGGAUACACGUCCGACAACCCACCUCCCAAUCUGAGAGCAGACGUGCACCUCCAGGUAUGGAUGCGAACGGCUGGUCUUUCUACCUUUCACAAGCUCUGGGCGCGGAAUGAUCACGACGUUCUUCGACAAGGGACCUACCAAAUAACUGUCUUCAUGAACUAUCCGGUCAAGAGCUACUCGGGCACAAAAUCCAUCGUAAUUUCAACAGUGUCUUGGGUUGGUGGAAAGAACCCUUUUCUGGGCUGGUUGUACGUUGCUACUUCUGCGACUUUCUUCUUGAUUGCUAUUGCCGGCACUGUUAGAUAUGUUCUUAAGCCUAGUCUUUAUUAUCGCCCCACUCCUAGGCAUACGACCCUCUUGUCUAAGGCCACCGGCGACAAUAUAUCUUGA
Molecule: messenger RNA, 1152 nt
Organism: Stereum hirsutum FP-91666 SS1
Lineage: Eukaryota; Fungi; Basidiomycota; Agaricomycetes; Russulales; Stereaceae
Product: Lem3/Cdc50
Exons: 7
Coding region: 1-1152 (383 amino acids)
Cellular component (GO): endoplasmic reticulum; Golgi apparatus; plasma membrane
Source: RefSeq, a predicted model, not a curated record